CUUCUGCUGUGCCCCGCCCCCAUCCAGCCCAGAGCAGCAGCGCGCGGUGCCGGCCGGCAACCGCAGCUGGUCGGUCAUCAGGUCUCUGGGCCUCCACCUCCUCCUUCCCCCUCUCAACCCUCCCCGUGUCGCCUCCUCCCGAAUCCUCACACGUAGCCCCGCGCGCCACCUCGCUGCCGGCCGCCGGCACACAGAUAUAGAGAGAGAGAGAGAGAGAGAGAGAGACUGAGAGAGAGAGAGGGAGGGGAAGCGAAGAGACCAGAACAAGAGCGAAGAUGGUCGGACUCCUCCCCGAGACCAAUGCCGCGGCGGAGACGGACGUCCUCCUCGACGCCUGGGACUUCAAGGGCCGGCCGGCCCCGCGCGCCACCACCGGCCGCUGGGGCGCCGCCGCCAUGAUCCUAGUGGCGGAGCUGAACGAGCGGCUGACGACGCUGGGCAUCGCCGUGAACCUGGUGACGUACCUGACGGGCACCAUGCACCUGGGCAACGCCGAGUCCGCCAACGUCGUCACCAACUUCAUGGGCACCUCCUUCAUGCUCUGCCUCCUCGGCGGCUUCGUCGCCGACUCCUUCCUCGGCCGCUACCUCACCAUCGCCAUCUUCACCGCCGUCCAGGCCUCGGGCGUGACGAUCCUGACGAUCUCGACGGCGGCGCCGGGGCUACGGCCGGCGUCCUGCUCCGCGACCGGCGGAGGCGUCGUCGGGGAGUGCGCGCGGGCGUCGGGGGCGCAGCUGGGGGUGCUGUACCUGGCGCUGUACCUGACGGCGCUGGGCACGGGUGGGCUAAAGUCGAGCGUGUCGGGGUUCGGGUCGGACCAGUUCGACGAGUCGGACGGCGGGGAGAAGCGGCAGAUGAUGCGCUUCUUCAACUGGUUCUUCUUCUUCAUCUCGCUGGGGUCGCUGCUGGCCGUCACCGUGCUGGUGUACGUCCAGGACAACCUGGGCAGGCGCUGGGGCUACGGCGCCUGCGCCUGCGCCAUCGCCGCGGGCCUCCUCGUCUUCCUGGCCGGCACACGCAGGUACCGCUUCAAGAAGCUGGCCGGCAGCCCCCUCACGCAGAUCGCCGCCGUCGUCGUCGCCGCCUGGCGCAAGCGCCGCCUCCCUCUCCCCGCCGACCCCGCCAUGCUCUACGACGUCGACGUCGGCAAGGCCGCCGCCGUCGAGGAUGGGUCCUCCAGCAAGAAGAGCAAGCGCAAGGAGCGCCUCCCCCACACCGACCAGUUCCGCUUCCUGGACCACGCGGCGAUCAACGAGGAUCCGGCGGCGGGGGCGAGCAGCAGCAGCAAGUGGCGGCUGGCGACGCUGACGGACGUGGAGGAGGUGAAGACGGUGGCGCGGAUGCUGCCGAUCUGGGCGACCACGAUCAUGUUCUGGACGGUGUACGCGCAGAUGACCACCUUCUCGGUGUCGCAGGCCACCACCAUGGACCGCCGCGUCGGGGGCUCGUUCCAGAUCCCCGCGGGCUCCCUCACCGUCUUCUUCGUCGGCUCCAUCCUGCUCACCGUGCCCGUCUACGACCGCCUGGUGGUGCCCGUCGCGCGCCGCGUCAGCGGCAACCCGCACGGCCUCACCCCGCUGCAGCGGAUCGCCGUCGGCCUCGCGCUCUCCGUCGUCGCCAUGGCGGGCGCCGCGCUCACGGAGGUCCGCCGCCUCCGCGUCGCGCGCGAUUCCUCCGAGUCCGCCUCCGGAGGCGUCGUGCCCAUGUCCGUGUUCUGGCUCAUCCCGCAGUUCUUCCUCGUGGGGGCGGGCGAGGCGUUCACGUACAUCGGCCAGCUCGACUUCUUCCUGCGCGAGUGCCCCAAGGGGAUGAAGACCAUGAGCACGGGGCUGUUCCUCAGCACCCUGUCGCUGGGAUUCUUCGUCAGCUCCGCGCUCGUCGCCGCCGUGCACAGGGUCACGGGCGACCGCCACCCCUGGAUCGCCAACGACCUCAACAAGGGCCGCCUCGACAACUUCUACUGGCUGCUCGCCGCCGUCUGCCUCGCCAACCUACUAGUCUACCUCGUCGCCGCCCGCUGGUACAAGUACAAGGCGGGCCGCCCCGGCGCCGACGGCAGCGUCAACGGCGUCGAGAUGGCCGACGAGCCCACGCUCCACUGAUCCAUCCAUGUUCGAUCGAUCGACGAGGCACGCGACGGACGACCCUAAAUUGAACCCUAUACACCGAGCUUAAUUAUAUAUCCGUCCGAUCGUCGUCGGUCAGAUUCAUUGCUAGCUCCGCGUGUUGUACCAUCGUGUCAGUCAGUGUAUACGAGUGUGUAUCUUUUGUAUCCAAGUACAGCACGCGCGCGUGCGUAAGCGUGUAGUUAUAAAAAUUAAUAACAUGUUUCUUAGAGGAGUGAGGGGGGAAUUGU
Zea mays is the source of this 2356-nucleotide messenger RNA. RefSeq lists its product as uncharacterized. The record is from RefSeq and is marked provisional. NCBI's taxonomy places the organism in Eukaryota, Viridiplantae, Streptophyta, Magnoliopsida, Poales, Poaceae. Gene Ontology annotation, biological process: oligopeptide transport; transmembrane transport. Gene Ontology annotation, molecular function: transmembrane transporter activity. Gene Ontology annotation, cellular component: membrane.